Molecule: messenger RNA, 9088 nt
Organism: Pseudophryne corroboree (corroboree frog)
Lineage: Eukaryota; Metazoa; Chordata; Amphibia; Anura; Myobatrachidae
Gene: KLHL23
Product: kelch like family member 23
Exons: 4
Coding region: 145-1860 (571 amino acids)
Molecular function (GO): protein binding
Source: RefSeq, a predicted model, not a curated record
GUCUGCACUCAUAUUUUACAAAUGUAGAUUUAAUUUACAGUAACAGAGUCACCGGAUCUGUUCCUACAAGGCUGAGGCUGUUCACACUUCAUUGUGGUUGAUUUUGUAUUAAAUGCUAUAAUCCGCAGCAACAGCAGGGAGGUGAUGUAUGGGGAAGCUGAGGAAUGGCAGAGUAACACCAUGUCACAAAAGGAUCUAGAAGAUUACUGUCUUAUAUACAAUGACCCAACACACCACGUAGAGUUCCUGGAAUCGUUUAGGACAUUUUACAAGGAAGGUCUAUUCACAGACGUCACCUUGGUCAGCUCCUCUGGGAAGAUCUUCCACUGCCACAAAGCCGCCUUGGCUGCCUGCAGCCAUUACUUUAAAGUAAUGUUCACGGCUGAUAUGAAGGAAAAGUCCAACAGUCAGAUCAAGCUGUCUGGCAUUGACCACAGCAUCUUGGACUUACUGUUGAACUACACAUACACGGCACAGAUCAGGAUUACAGUAAAGAAUGUCCAGUGUCUUCUGCAAGCUGCUGACCAGCUCCAUUUCGUCUCGGUGAAGGAAGCCUGUGAGCAGUUCUUGGUGAGACACCUGGACACCGACAACUGUUUGGGCAUGCAUUCGUUUGCGGAAUUCCAUGUGUGUCCAGUUUUGGAGAAGGAAGCCAGAAGAAUUAUUGUCUCCAGAUUCCAAGAGGUCUGGACCCAAGACGAGUUUGUGGACAUCAGUCUUGAAAAGCUCUUGUUUAUAUUCUCCCAGAGCAAUCUCAAUGUGUGGACUUUGGAAGCACUGCUGCAGCCCUUGGUUAGGUGGAUUGCCCAUGAUUCCAGAAAACGCAUUGACCAUAUAUACGAACUGCUAAAACGCAUUAAAGUUGAUGUCGAUGAGAAUUAUCUUAAAACCGCUUUGGAGUUGCACAAGAACAAACAUUUACUUAAUGAAAAUAAGAUACAAUCCUUACUUUAUUACACUUUAAGGACUCAAGCCUAUGAGGUGCCCAAAAGAUCAACAGCCAGUAUGUUUGUGGUUGGGGGGUAUUACUGGCACCCCUUGUCAGAAGUACACAUCUGGGAUCCUGAAAGCAACAAGUGGAUCCAGGGAGCUGACAUGCCAGAUAACACCAGGGAGAGCUACAGUGCCACCAGUUUAGGACCACACAUUUAUAUUACAGGGGGGUACAGGACUGAUAACAUAGAGGCACUGGACACUGUGUGGAUUUAUAACACAGAGACGGAUGAAUGGACAGAGGGAUGUCCCAUGCUACACGCCAGGUACUAUCACUGCUCGGUUACCCUGGCAGGCUGCGUGUACGCCCUGGGAGGUUACAGGAAAGGGGCUCCUGCAGAGGAAGCAGAAUUCUAUGAUCCAUUAAAGAAGGUCUGGUUUCCUAUUGCAAAUAUGAUAAAAGGUGUUGGGAAUGCCACGGCCUGCGUUUUGCGUGAGGUCAUCUAUAUCAGCGGAGGUCACUAUGGUUACAGAGGAAGCUGCACAUAUGAUAAAAUUCAGAGCUUUCACUCCGAUAUAAAUGAAUGGAGCAUUUUAUCAGUGUGUCCUCAUCCAGAGUACGGAUUGUGCUCCGUUGCACUACAGAAUAAACUUUACCUGGUUGGAGGACAGACAACAACUACUGACUGCUAUGACCUGGAGAACAACAAGUGGGUGGAGCUGUCCCCAACCAUGGAGCGGAGGAUGGAAUGUGGAGCCAUUGUCAUGAAUGGAUUUAUAUAUAUCACAGGAGGCUACUCCUGGUCUAAAGGCACCUACCUGCAGAGUAUAGAGAAGUACAAUCCCGAAUCUGACAAAUGGGAGCUGGUGGGCAAUCUUCCCAGUCCUAUGCGUUCCCAUGGGUGUGUUUGUGUAUAUAAUGUAUAGCAAAAUUACUUUGUAUAAUGUACAGCAAGAUGUUUUGAUGGCCUAAGUUCAUGUCCAACUUGGCCCUAAUUUGUCAAAGUAUGCGGUCAACGGCUAUCCGCAGGAACAGGUCCGGUCACUUGGCAUCCACUUUAGUCAAUAAUAUGGGCACCUACCUUAGUGUUGAGUCCCCUUACUGGUUCAUGUGUAUAGCCAUAUUAAACCCGUUGCACACAGUCUAAUUGGCUGCGUCACUCACAAAAUUGGCCACUCAUGCGGUUUUCUAAGAUUGGGCCAUUUGGAGCAAUAGGUUCUACAUCACUCCUGCCUGUUAGUUUUGCUGGAAUAUAACCGAACAUACAGGCUGGCAGUGGUCAUUUUUUUAUUGCAUUUCUACAUGCCCAAUAAUAAUCUGGACGAUGUCAAACUGAAUAUAAUAUGAUGCCAUGCUCUUUUAUAGGCUAAACGUGCCACUGUAUUUGGCCAAGAUAUUGCAGUUGUGUGGCCAACUUGCACAGAGCUUCGCUUUGGCUCAGUGGCCAGAACAUGGACAGCUAAACUCAUGUGAAAUAAGGGGAAUGAGCUAAAAUAACAGGAAAUCUCAGGUUUAGAAUGAAGUCUGAAUAAUAAGAGAGCAUCAGCCAUACUAAAGCAACAAAGGUUUUACUUAAGCCUUUCGGUAGCUAUAUUUACACGAGUCAGACUAACAUAGCAUACCUAAAGGGGAUGCGGUCAUGCGACCACCUUUCGGGAUCCCGGCGGUCACCAUGCCGACGCUGGACAAAUUAUACUAUAUCCUACAAAUAACCUAACUUAUAACCACCUAUAUCUUACAUCCACUUAUAUUUUGCCCAGGGUGCAGAUUUUUGCUGCAUUCCAGAACAAUCCGCCUUGGUGUUCAUUGCCCUGGUAUGUUACUGCCCGUCUUAUAGGCUUAUAAAGCCCUCUUGGGUAUCCACGGACAUUACAGGAGGGGAUGUAACUAUAAUAUUAUGUAAAUAUUGUCAUACCCACAUUUUUAUACAGGGCUUACUUUUUACUAGGACUGGAGAGAGAGUUCAUUGAUUGUUUCAUUUGCCAUAAUACAAAUGCUCUCCAUACUGAUGGUAGUGAUAGUCAUGACAUGUAAGUCACUGCUUACAUCGUUUACCUACAGUGUAGGCUAGGAGGUAUAAUAUUAUAAGCUAGGAUGUAGCUAUAAUAGACCAUUCCACCAACGUAGGGCCUGGGCAAAGAGGUAUCGUGCUUAUCUGAGUGUCAUUUUGGAAUGCAGAGUCCACCGCGGAUGGCUACAAACAUAGAGCACUUUGAAUGAGUAAGUGGCCCAUUCACACUUUUGCCAUGGGGCUAGAAAAUAUCUUUGAUCCAUUCCUGUUGUGAAAUUUACGGAAACUUUAAAAUAAAGAAAUUUCACCUCAGAAAGGCUCAUUUACUGAUGACAUGUACUGCAGGGGUCAAUAAUGCACUGAACUGCAGAAACCAUUUUGAGCGUGCACACUACACAAUUUUCGCGCUGAGAAGAGGCGCGUCACUGAUUAUUUAAAUAGAAGUGCCCACAAAGGUGAAAACAUGAAUUAUUAGCAGGAAUCUGAAUCAGAUUUCCAUACACACUACAUUUUCAGUCCCAUGAUUUACUGCUGGGUUGUUGAAUGUUGUGCAUAUUGGGUCACGAUGGGUCUACUACGGUAUGCCGGCGCUCGGGAUCCCAGGUGCCCAGCAUACCGGCACCGGGAUCCCAACCACUGGUAUACCGGCAGCGGGGCGAGCACAAAAGAGCCCCUUGCAGGCUCGCUGAACUCGCCGCGCUGCGGACACGGUGGCAUGCUACGCUAUUUAUUUUCCCUCCUGGGGUGUCGUGGACACCCUAAGAGGGAAAAUAGUUGUCGGUAUGCUGGCUGUCGGGAUUCCGGCGCCGGUGUGCUGAGAGCCGGAAUCCUGACAGCCGGCAUAUCAAGUACCACCCAGUCACAAUGGGUCUGAUCAUUGCACAUGGGUGCAGCAAACACACAUUAGAUUCUCAGGCCAAAAAGGCAAUUUUGCCUGUUCAGGUAUUGCAUAGUGUGUACCCAGCAUUAGACGAUUCCAUUAUGGGGGAAUUACAAGUAGGCGGGGUGGGGGGAUUAAUUAGCCACGAGAAAACAUUGUGUCUAAUUGAAUUCCCCCCUAAUUAUCUGAUUGGUUGUUGUGCUUUAGUGCAUAUUUUCAUUCCCACAGUAGUGUAACUGUAUCUCCCUUGAAUGCACAAAACAUGAUGUCACUUUUAUACUCAUGUACCUAAUAAUCUGUACUCUGCAAUAACGCCCCAAUUCUCCCAAUUUAGCACAACCUUUGUACCACUACAGAUGUCACCAUGAAACUGGAUACAAUUGUGCAAUAGAAAGUGGCCUGUGUUGUUACAGUUUUCCAUUGUUCAGUUUGUAAACGACCCUUACUCAGACAUUCUACUACCUCUAAGGAUGUAUAAAAGUAAAUAUUAAGGACAUAAUGUAUAGGUACAAUCACAACUCACAAAUCUACAUGGCGUCAGAGGGAUGUCAUGGGAGGAUAACGCCCAUUUACCACCUUGUAGCUGGAUGUCAGCAUCUCAUAGUAAUGUAACAAGAUUUCCGCCAGUCUCAUGCCAGGGCCUUGACGAGAGAUGUACCCAAUGACGAUAUUUCUGGAAUUGAGCAAUGGGCCGGCUGCAUAUGCAUCACUGUCGCACUGUGCGCACACCAAGCGUACGGGGUCACAGCUGCGAAUGCUUUAGCAACCAGCUCUGAAUCAGACUCUACGUCAGGCUAUACAAGCAUACUAGCAAUAGAGCUAUACCAGUGGUUCUCAAGCUGUGUGCCGUGGCAUCCUGGGGUGCCUUGGGACACUUGCAGGGGCGCCGUGGAUUGAUGGUCCAGGAGCAAUUAAAAUUAUUUAUAGUCAAUAUAAUAGGCAUAACCAGUGCUGGUGGCUGCCAAGCAUAAGAUUUGUUGACAAAUAGAAGCAAAUCUGGUUUCUUACCACACAAUUGAACCUAAGGACGACAUAUAAACACAGUUUACUUAAUUUUAUAUUUCUUUCUAAAUUUCUCAAUAAGAAACUUUCGGCCUAGGGGUGCCGUGAAACAAUUUGGAUAUCUUAGGGUGCCGUGAUUAAAAAAAGUUUGGGAACCACUGAGCUAUACAACUGUUUAAAACAAGUAGUUUCUCACCAAUGUCACAAAACAAAGAGGUAUUAAGAUACGGGUGGCACUCGAUAUACUGGCUGUCGGUAUCCCGGCGCUCAGCAUACCGAAAGCCGGGAUACCGACAACUAUUCUCCCUCUUGGGGUGUCCACGACACUGCUGGAGGGAGAAUAAAUAGCGUGGCAAGCGCAGUGAGCCCGCAAGUAUGCUGGGCGCCGGGAUCCCGACAGCCGGCCACUCGUAGUACACCCUUAAGAUACUUGUGGUAGUGUCACUACUCUACAGUACACAAACAGUAAAGACAAUCUCAACAGAGUUCUUCAGAAAGAUGUCCCCGUUUUAUGGUGCUCACAGAGAAGAGAGAGCAAUAGUCAUACUGUAACCAGGAUAAACAUAUACUGUUGAGCAUGAGAAUGUCGAUAUAAAGUAUGGAGACCUGGGAACAUAGACACUGGGAUGUCAGAUACUACUUAGAACAUUUUAUUGCCACCAUGUUUACAAUUGUACUGCCGCUGCUCGCUGAAUGCGUUUCUCACUUGCUGACAUACCAGUGUCUGUAUUCCGUGGCUCCCAUAAUGCUUGUCGACAUUCUUCUUAUGGAAAAGCAAAGUACUUCCCUUGUAACCUAUAUACAGGAAUUUCCCAUGUGAACUCUACAGAUGUACUGUACAUACUAGGCUGUGGGGUUAAUGUAUUAAGGAAAGAAAUUAGUGGAUCAGUGAAGUUGCCCAUGGAAACAAGUCAGCAUCUACCUAUCAUUUUCUAGAAUGCACUUGAUAAAUGCUUCCUCAAAGCUUAUUGGUUGCUAUGGACAACUUCCCCACUGGUUUACCUCUCCAGACUUUUCACCUCUUGAUACAUCACCCUUUAUUUUCACUGGAGAGUUAUUUUCUCUAGUUCUCCCAAUUUCUGGAGUUUGCAAUCCCUUGGUCUCUCCCUCUAGAUGUUCCCUAUAGUUUUUCUCUGGGCAUCGGCUAUCCUCAUGUGUAGACCACUAAUCAAAAUAAAACACCACUACUUAUAGGCCCUCAUUCCGAGUUGUUCGCUCGCUAGCUGCUUUUAGCAGCAUUGCACACGCAAGGCCGCCGCCCUCUGGGAGUGUAUCUUAGCAUAGCAGAUUUGCUAACGAAAGAUUAGCAAAACUGCUACUAAAUAAUUCUUUGCAGUUUCUGAGUAGCUCCAGACCUACUCACAGGGGCCCUCAUUCCGAGUUGUUCGCUCGUUAUUUUUCUUCGCAUCGAUGCGAUUAGUUGCAAACUGCGCAUGCGCAAAGUUCACAGUGCGUCUGCGCCAAGUAAAUUUGCUAAAAAGUUUGGUAUUUUACUCACGGCUUAACAAAGAAAUUUCUUCGUUCUGGUGAUCGGAGUGUGAUUGACAGGAAGUGGGUGUUUCUGGGCGGAAACUAGCCGUUUUAUGGGUGUGUGCGGAAAAACGCAGCCGUUUCUGGGAAAAACGCGGGAGUGUCUGAAGAAACGGGGGAGUGUCUGGGCGAAUGCUGGGUGUGUUUGUGACGUCAAACCAGGAACGAAACUGACUGAACUGAUCGCAGUGGCAGAGUAAGUCUCGAGCUACUCAGAAACUGCAAAGAAAUUUCUAAUCGCAAUUCUGCUAAUCUUGCGUUCGCAAUUCUGCUAUGCUAAGAUUCACUCCGAGUAGGCGGCGGCUUAGCGUGUGCAAUGCUGCUAAAAGCAGCUAACGAGCAAACAACUCGGAAUGAGGGCCAGAUUGCGAUCAGCUCAGUCCGUUUAGUUCCUGGUUUGACGUCACAAACACGCCCUGCGUUCGGCCAGCCACUCCCGCGUUUUUCCCUGACACGCCUGCGUUUUUUAGCACACUCCCGGAAAACGCUCAGUUACCACCCAGAAACGCCCCUUUCCUGUCAAUCAUUCACCGAUCAGCAGUGCGACUGAAAAUCGUCGCUCAAACACCAGCAAAUCUACUAAGUUUUUUGUUAAAUAACUUAGCGCAUGCGCUCUGCGUACCAUGCACAUGCGCAGUUAGCAGCAAAUCGCAGCAUAGCGAAAAUCGGCAAAGAGCGAACAACUCGGAAUGACCCCCAUAGUAAACAGUGUAUAGAUGGUGGAGAAUUGCACUUCACUAAACAAGUAUCCUGAAGGUCUGCCUCAUCCUCAUACAGCUGUUUGCCUACGUUUUGCAUUUAAAGUGUUUAUCGACCUUUAGAUAAGCCGCUCUAUUUAUGAACUGCCCCUUUCUGCUCUAUGGGUUGGACAUCAUCUGUAAUAGCAAAUUAAUGUUCUUUUACUCCACAGCAGCCACAGUGUGUUAAUUAAAAUAAAUUGUUAUUGUUAUUCUAUGUUAUUUAUAUGUGGAAUGUUGUUUAUUUUGUUUGUAUUCCUAUUUAGCUGACAUUCUAGAACAGAGGUUCUCAAUCAUUUUCCACUUUGGCACCCCGUGGCAGCACAUUUGUGUUGUCUGUAGCCCCAACAUUUGCAAAGCAAUACAUUUGUAGUGUAUAUAGUUGAUAUUAGAUCCACUGGCACAUAUAUAUAAAAAAGCAAUAAAUGUGCUACCAGGGUCCUACUGUGAUGCAUGGGGGCUAGAGAUCCCUAGGACACUGAUUUCUCUAUGGGUCUGAUUCAAAGGUGCACGGCACGGAUCUUGAUUUCGCACAGAUUAUUAAUUGGGAAAACAUACAAAUGGGAGUUUAUCUCCCAUUUGUGGAACAGACUUCUCAAACCCUUUCAUGCCCAAGUGCACUGGUGGAUCCAAUCUCUCUACCAUCAAUACGCCAUCACCGCGAGAAGCCCUCGUCUGGCGCAGAGUGCCUUUUAACUUUCUUAAGAUAUGGCCAAUGUGACUGCGGUGCUGCGAAAGAGAACGCAGCUGCAUGCCGAAACACACCCAUGACUCUCCCAUAACAUGUCCAUGACACCUCCUCUUUUUGUGAAGACUUUAGGUCACCUCGAAGUCCAGAGGCACUUUAAGAGAGGAGGGGGCCCAUGUGCAGUCUCCGAUUGGGUGUCCUCCUCUCCUGCAAUGCAGUAAACUGUGGCAUUGUGCCAGAGUCUACUGUGCAUGCGUAGGUCUCUGGGAACAUAGCGCAGUUCUGCACUCCCGGGACAUCUUUACUGCGCAUGAGCGAAUCACCGGAAAAUAGCCACUGCAGCCAUUUUCCAAGAGAUAUUUGCCGCUGUGCAGUCAGCACCGGGCUCUCUAUAAUUAAAUGGGUGCAGGGUGUGCAGUAUGUGAGCCCCCUUGGCCCAGGGGCCCGUGUGCACCCAUUAUAGAUAUGCCAGUGUCUCAGUCUCCACCCCGAGCCGCCCAUGGAUCGCACAAGACGCUUCAAGUAAUAGCGAUUUCGGGUGCAAAUGCAUAAAUCCUCUCAUACUUUGGUCUGCAUGUGCACAGUAAGGGGUAAAUUUACUAAGAUGGGAGUUUUAUUUAAGAUGGGAUGUUGCCCAUAGCAACCAAUCAGAUUACAGGUAUUAUCUUAUAGAAGGUCCUAGAUAAAUGAGAAGUAGAAUCUGAUUGGUUGUUAUGGGCAACAUCCCAUCUUAAAUAGAACUCCCAUCUUAGUAAAUUUACCCCUAAGGGUUUAUUAGGCUUUUUGUGCAUAUGCAGUAGCAAAAAAAUCGCUGAACUGCGCAAACAUUGGUACUGCAUCCACUGCUGAAUCAGGCCUCAUGUGUCUAAUUAUCACCUGGAUAUCCACCCCACCCUAUCCUACCAUUACACAACAAAAUGUAAGUACCACUGGGGGUACUAGUAACCCAGACUGAGAAUCACCAUUCUAGAACAAGUUACUGAAAAUUCAAAUAGAAUGUUACAAAUGUUAUUCCCUGAAUACUAGUAGCUACUGUAUACAUGACAAUGCGAAAAUGUACAACGUCAGGGACUAAACUGAUUUUAUAAUGUUUGAUAUUAAUGGGCUGUAUUUCAGAAGUCUAUGAAGAAAUGAUUAGUGUAAUUCCCUCAGGCUACAAGUAUUUACUACUGUACAUUUGCUGAGGUAUGGGAGGUGUUUUUUUGUCUCUUUAAAGCUGUAAAUAAUGAUGACAUGUGUACAUAUUUACUCAUAUUUGUAUAUGGCUGAUUGUUACUAUGAAGAUGAUUGAGAUAAAUAAAAGAAA